This is a messenger RNA of Osmia bicornis bicornis, 749 nucleotides long. It is a transcript of the gene mRpL35, whose product is annotated as 39S ribosomal protein L35, mitochondrial. Gene Ontology annotation, molecular function: structural constituent of ribosome. Gene Ontology annotation, biological process: translation. The record is from RefSeq and is a predicted model, not a curated record. The transcript has 4 exons. NCBI's taxonomy places the organism in Eukaryota, Metazoa, Arthropoda, Insecta, Hymenoptera, Megachilidae. Bases 89 to 649 code for a protein of 186 amino acids. Gene Ontology annotation, cellular component: ribosome; mitochondrion.
UCUUUCGGGUGGCCGGUCAGGCAGCCAAAGGAAAAGGGAACGACGGCACAAAACAGCUGGUUACCGACGGAACUAUACGAAAAGAAGAAUGUUGCGUAUUGUUAGUACCGCAAUUCGAGGAAUUGCUGCACAUACCAAUGUUAAUUUUAUAAAUCCUUUAGUUUUUAAGCAACUUCCAACUGUUGCAAAUACACAACAAAGAUGCUUUGGUGUUUUAUCUUCAAUAACUAAUAAUUGGAAUAAUGUUGCUGACAUUAAACAGAAAGCAAUACUUAGCCAAACACACAUAGGAAGUGUUGUUCCUCCAUCAUUGUCACCUAUGAAAACCCCUGUAAGAACAGUUACAAAGUUUUCUAGACAGAAGGGUAAAAGAAAAACUGUAUCAGCUGUUAUUGACAGAUUUUACAGAUUAAAUUGGGGUAUAUGGAUAAGAACUAUAGCUGGACGAAAGAGCCGUAAAUGGACGAAAAAUACGAAACAGCUUAGGAGAGGAAAGUCACAUGUAUUUUGCAAUGCAACACAAUCUACUUUAUUAGAUAAGAUGGUAACGAUGUAUUGGAAAAGGCCGCAUUAUUAUGUCGAUGAUCCAUACGCACCUUAUCAUACCCGUGAGGAAUUUCCUUACACAAGAAAAUAUCCAGCACCUUGAAUGAAGAUGUAAAUUAUCAAUAAGAAAUCUUCAUAAAAGAUAUGUAUAAUUGCAGAAAAUGUAUGCAUUUGUUCAAUAAAUUGAAAACUUUUCAUGCAGA